Molecule: messenger RNA, 1134 nt
Organism: Peronospora belbahrii
Lineage: Eukaryota; Oomycota; Peronosporomycetes; Peronosporales; Peronosporaceae
Source: the annotation of a GenBank genome assembly
AUGGCAGACGAAUGGCCAACAGUUGCGUCCGAGUACCAAAUCAUUGAGCAAAUUGGUCAGGGCGCAUUUGCAAAAGUAUGGAAAGCAUACUGUGUACCAAAGAAAAUUCACGUGGCUAUCAAAAUCAUGGAUUUGGAAAAAAUUACGACCAGUUUUGAAGAUAUUCGUGCUGAAGUGCAGACGAUGAAAAUGACGAAUCAUCCAAAUGUGCUGAAAUGCUAUUGUAGCUUUGUGCACAAGGAUCAACUCUGGCUUGUUACGCAACUUAUGAAUAAAGGUUCAUGUCUCCACGUGAUGAAUCUAUUCAAGAAGAAGGGACUGGGUGAAGGACUAAAGGAAGAUUUCUUGGCUAUUAUCUUGAAUGAAACACUCAAGGGAUUGCAGUAUUUUCAUGAAAAUGGUCAAAUUCAUCGUGAUAUUAAGGCUGGUAAUAUCUUACUGGACAGUGAGGGUCAUGUCGUUAUUGCUGAUUUUGGUGUCUCGGGCUGGAUGAUGGAAGGAGGUGAUCGUCGAAAGAAUCGUCAGACUUUUGUGGGUACACCCUGUUGGAUGGCGCCAGAAGUUAUGGAACAGGUGCAAGGGUAUGAUUACAAGGCCGACAUUUGGUCGCUCGGGAUCACGGCCUUGGAGCUCGCCAAGGGCUAUGCACCCUACGCGCGUUUCCAGCCAAUGAAGGUGUUGCUGCUCACUCUGCAGGAAGAUCCACCGUCACUUCGCACAUAUGAUGAUGAUGGCAGCGGCCACCAGUUCGGACGACACUUUAAAGAUGUCGUCAAACUUUGCUUGCAGAAGGACCCAUCCAAGCGCCCUGGCACAUCGGCGCUUUUGAAGCAUAGUUUCUUUAAGAAAGCAGGAGAUACAACAUACCUUGCGCGAAACCUCCUUAGCAACAUCGAAGACAUCAGAGAGAGCUGCAUGACAGCCGGUAUUGCAGAUGCGCUGCCUGGCGCUGGCCCGCUAUAUGCGAAGGGAAUAAAAGGACCUCCGGAAUCGGAAGCGGAGGGAUCGAAGUACGUGCCUGGGACGACUUGGGUUUUUGAUGAUGAAGAGGAUGACGCUUCCAAGAUGUCGAUAGAUGAUUUUGCGAGCCAAUUUGACAUGGUGACGGGUGGUGAGGAAUUUCGUUCCAAAUAA